AAAAUUUAAUUUAUAAUGACUUUUAAAUAAAAUUUUAGAUGAGAAUUCGAAAGGUUUUAUAUGGCCUGAUGCAGCGGUAUUUUUACUUAUCGAAUUGUACAGAGAAAAAGAACUCGAAUUUAAUACUGGGAUGAAAAGACAUAAUGCUAUUUGGGGGGAGAUUGCUACCCAAAUGAAAGAAGCUGACAAGAAAUAUAUAGUUACUGGACUUCAGUGUUCUACAAAAUUUGCUGGUUUAAAACGAACAUAUAAAAAUAUAUAUGAACAAAAUAAAAAGAGUGGCAAUUCCCACAGUAGUUGGGCUUUUUAUUCAGUAAUGGAUUCAUUAAUUGGUGAAAAGGCUUACAUUAAACCUCCAGCUGAAGCAUCCAGCGAAGGUCCAGCACCACCGAAAGCAGAAGAACCAUUUACAUCAGGAUCUUCAUCUCCUCUUUCUUCAGAGAAUUUACGAAGUGCCCCUAAAAAAAGACGAGUUGAAAGUAUAUUAGAAAAUUACAUCGACGAAAUGAAACAUGAAAAGGAAAAUUUAAAACACCAGCGAGACGAAGAAAGGAAGACGAGAGAAGAAGAAAGAAAAACUAUAGCCAAUAAGAAAUAA
Messenger RNA from Vollenhovia emeryi, 598 nucleotides. RefSeq names its product zinc finger protein with KRAB and SCAN domains 2-like. The record is from RefSeq and is a predicted model, not a curated record. Lineage: Eukaryota; Metazoa; Arthropoda; Insecta; Hymenoptera; Formicidae. The transcript has 4 exons. The coding region runs from base 131 to 598 and encodes 155 amino acids.